AUGUACGAUAGAUAUACCCAUCGGCUAUUGCUAGCAGUCGCACAGGAUGGUAGUGGAAGAAUCCUUCCAAUUGCAUUUGCAAUAACACCGGGGGAGUCAGCUGAUGACUGGGAUUUCUUUCUUUCUAGGUUAAGGAUGCAUGUUUGCCCCCAACCUGAUAUAUGCGUUAUAUCGGAUCGAGGCACCGGGAUAUUAGUUGCAAUUGAGCGACAGGAAAGCCUAUGGAAUUGCACACACCAUCGGUACUGCCUAAGGCACAUUGCUUCCAACUACUACAGGCAAUAUCCAUCUAAAGGUGAACGACGGCAAGUGGCCAACAUGGUUUUCCAUUCAGUUAACGAAGAGGGCUAUGACUACCUAUGUAAUAUACCUUUCGAACAGUGGACACAAGCAUACGACGGCGGCCUACGAUAUGGUCACAUGACCUCAAACUUGGCCGAAUGUAUAAAUUAUGUUCUGAAAGGAACACAUCAUUUACCGAUAACAUCAGUUGUGCGAGAGACAUAUUUUCGUUUAGCGGCACUAUUUCCGAAACAAGCAGCGAGUUAUGCAGGCCAAAUGCAGGGAGGCAAUGUAUGGUGCGCAAAGGUAUUGCAAGAAAUUAACAAAGCGAAGGCACAGGCGAACACUAUGCACACAGUGUGUCACGAUCGAGACAACUUAUGGUUUCGUGUGACAGAGUUUGGCAAACCGCACCAAGGUAUUACUGGCGGGCAAUAUCGUGUACACUUAAGAAAUAGGACUUGCGAUUGCGGGAGGUUUGACGCACUUCGUUAUCCAUGCGCUCAUGUAAUUGCAACUUGUCAAAAUCUUCGUCUGGAUCCCAUGAGCUAUGUCGACGACGUGUACAAAUUGGAAUACAUGUACAAUGUGUGGAGACACAUAUUCCCACCAGUCCCAGAUGAGCGUAAGUGGCCUUCUGUAUCGCUUGCUCCGUUUAAGCUGUUGCCAGAUAAAGAGUUGCGGCGUAAACCAAAGGGUCGACCUUGCUCAACUAGAAUACGCAACAAUAUGGAUAUCUGA
Gossypium arboreum is the source of this 1023-nucleotide messenger RNA. RefSeq lists its product as uncharacterized. Lineage: Eukaryota; Viridiplantae; Streptophyta; Magnoliopsida; Malvales; Malvaceae. The coding region runs from base 1 to 1023 and encodes 340 amino acids. Gene Ontology annotation, molecular function: zinc ion binding. The record is from RefSeq and is a predicted model, not a curated record. The transcript has 2 exons.